Molecule: messenger RNA, 2042 nt
Organism: Rhopilema esculentum
Lineage: Eukaryota; Metazoa; Cnidaria; Scyphozoa; Rhizostomeae; Rhizostomatidae
Product: acetylcholine receptor subunit alpha
Biological process (GO): monoatomic ion transmembrane transport
Cellular component (GO): membrane
Molecular function (GO): transmembrane signaling receptor activity; extracellular ligand-gated monoatomic ion channel activity
Source: RefSeq, a predicted model, not a curated record
UCUGGUAUCAAAAACAUAAAGGUAUUAAAGAUAAAAUCCGUCACGUUCUCGUUGAUUUCAUCCGCCACUACAUUUUUAUACCGCAGAAGACAACUGUAAACUGCACAUCAUGGAACUGAGUAUACAGUGUUUACUGAGAUUUACUACGAUAUUCUAUUUAUCAAAUCUGGCCUAUUCACUUCAAGACGAAAAGCACCUUCUUGAGACUUUGCUGACAAACUAUUCAAAUCAUGUGCGUCCUGUAGAGCAUGAAAGUACGAAGAAACCAACAAAGAUCGCGGUAACAAUCAGGCUUUUACAGAUUUUUGAACUGGAAGAGAAGAGUCAGAUUCUCACUUCAAGCGUGUUUUUACUUCAGAAAUGGAAGGACCAUCGCCUGAAAUGGAACAUGACACAAGUUGGAAAUGUUUCACAGAUUUUGCUGAGCCCAUCAAAAAUAUGGACACCAGAUAUAGUUGUUAUGAAUAAUGCUGUAAGUGAGUACAGUGGAAGGAGAGUCGGAAUGUCUGCACCAGUUCAUGUUAGUCCUGAUGGGGAAAUCAUAUGGUACAGCAACUUUAUCAUAAAGACUUAUUGCAAAAUGAAAGUCAGAUACUUUCCAUUUGAUGAACAGUUUUGCCCCAUCAAGCUCUCCUCUUGGUCUCACAACGAAACCGAGGUUGUUCUAAGAUAUGAUGAAGGAGUCUCCAAUUUAUUGCAGAAUUAUUCUGAAAAUAGCGCCUGGUCUCUCGACAAGAUCUUCUUAAGACAGGAGAAUACUUCAUUGGCCUUCAUUAAUCCAAGAACCCCUAAAACGUUGCUGAAUUAUAUCAUCAAACUAAGGCGCAAGUCUUUCUAUUACUUUGUCUAUCUGUUUUCUCCUUGUCUCCUUUCCUCUAUACUCAUGAUCAUGAUCUUUGUACUACCACCAGACUGUGGUGAGAGAAUGGUUGUCGGAAUAACAUCGAUGCUUGCUCUCACCGUUUUCUUUUUACUUGCUGCUAAGAAUAUUCCAGAAACAUCUGAGGAUGUCCCACUAAUGGGGCGAUACUAUUCAAUAACUUUGGUUACGAUGUCGAUAUCUCUUUUCUGCACAUCCAUUGUUCUUCGUUUCCACCAUUCGUCUUCAAAGGUACCAAAAUGGAUAAAGGUUUAUAUCCUGCGGCGUUUAGCCUAUCUUGUGAGAAUUAAAACCCCUCAAAACUCGAAGCCAUCGAUGAACGACGAUAAAGAAGACUUCAACCAGUAUAAAAUGAAAGGUCGCACAGUUCCAUUUCAUGGAGAGGAUAGUGGCCUCGUUUUGAUGGCAGAGCAGUUGAUUGAAGAUGCUGAGUCUGAGGCAGUGAGUGAUGAAUGGAAACUAGCUGCUAAAGUUAUUAAUCGAUUUUUUCUGUGGCUGUAUAUUGCAGCCAUAGUCUUGAGUAUUGGAGGAAUCUUCAUUCAGGUUCCUGGCUUUAUUGUCGAUAAUCAAGAAACGGUACCGGACUAUGCAACUUAGUUCGGGGGUCAAAUUAUUGAGAUUUUCAGGAACAAAUGUCACCGAUUGUUCAUUUGAUGUAAAAAGCCGUCUUUAUAACAGGUGUAAGAUUCAAUCUCAGAUCUUCUAGGUUUAUGUUUAAUAAUGACCUGACAAGUAAGCCACUUCCUCCCGAAACCAGAUAUUCGGUUUAACAAUAUAAGCACAAAUUGGUUUGCUACUUCUGAUACAUCAAUAACAAAUAUCAACGUGAAGAUUUUAUUCUUUGAAAUCUAGUUCCAGUCUAGUCGAAUUUAGAAAACAGCCGGAGGAUAAAUCUUGCUGCUUGAAUAGAUCGAAGAUACGAAUAAUUUGCAAGCAUAAAUAUAUGAAUAAGAGUUAUUGUGACAAUAUGUUUAUUUUAUAUGUAAUAAGCAUCAAUUGUUAAUCACUAGUUCAUUUUUAUCAAUAAAAGACAAAAUUAACUUUCUGUUUUUAUUUUUAUUUUGCCACUUUGAAGAAGAAAAUUCAUCUAUAUUAAAGCGGGUUAAUGUAAAGCAAGUAAAAGUCAAAAGUUUAGAAUAGAUUACUUUGUGCCCCAAGAAGA